Molecule: messenger RNA, 1641 nt
Organism: Thermothelomyces thermophilus ATCC 42464
Lineage: Eukaryota; Fungi; Ascomycota; Sordariomycetes; Sordariales; Chaetomiaceae
Exons: 1
Coding region: 195-1319 (374 amino acids)
Biological process (GO): protein phosphorylation
Molecular function (GO): protein kinase activity
Source: RefSeq, a predicted model, not a curated record
GUUUCAUCAGCUGCGAAUCAUCCGUUGUGAAGGUUCAUUCCAACUCAUAAUUUUAGUUUGAUUUUGCUACGGACCGCCGGAGAUAAAGCCAAUCAUAUCCGCCCUACUGUUGUCGAGCUGCACUCCCCGGCUGCCCAGCUCCCGAAUCUUUCUCGUUCUCUUUUGACCAACAGCCCGGGCAGAAAGUGUUCGCCAUGGCAACUCCCACCCGCACAUCCAUCUCUUCGACGCCAUACCGGGAAGGGGUCGAGCUCCGAAUUCGAAAGCACGUCCCGCCGGAGCCGUUUGGCGGCGGCUAUAGACCAUGUCCUCGGCGCAAAGUCGGGGUUAACCAAGACGCUACGAGCGUCGACCGUGUUGCCCUCGCCCUGGACAACCCGCCCUUGGAGACGGAGCCCCCGGCCGGAGAGGAGCACACCUUCACCAUUACGGGGUCAAAGACCCUGAGGCGCUUCCACGUCGACGGCGGUGGUGCUCACGUUGUCACUGGCUAUUUCGACCGAGACAAGGACGUCGUCUGUCUGGCCAAAAUCUACGACGGCGUAUACUACCCGUUGGAGAACCAAGACAGCGGCUGGGACUGUAUGACGCUGGCCGACGCCGAUUAUGCCAUCGAGGCUUGGGCUUAUGAAACUAUGCAGCCCGCUGAAGGGGUAGGCGCCAAGCUCGUCCCCGAGUACUAUGGUACUUGGACUUUCGCUGUUGCUACCAACCAACCCGGUCGCCGGCGCUGGGUACGCAUGCUCCUUCUCCAGCUCGUACGCGGCGAAACCGUCCUAGACAAAAUCCGUAAGGCUACUAAGAACGACGCUGUCCAGCACCCCCUAUUGCCCGACCAGGAAACUCGUCUCCGAGUCCUCAAAGAUACCUUCGAGGCCGAGACCUCCAUUUUUUGGAACGCCGAGGUACUCCACGGAGACCUGUCACCGCGCAACGUUAUGGUUCAGCCUGACGGUAGCGUAGUUAUAAUCGAUUUCAACCAAGCCCGCGUUUACCCGUUCUACUAUCGGCCGCACCCAAAGUACGACGAGGGCGCCCAUCCACUCCCCCCCUCACCCAUCAAGCGCUACUGGCCCUUUGCCCCUGGCGCAGGUACCUUCGCAGAUCCGGGGAACCAGUGGGCAAGUUGGGUCCCCCAGAGCUGGCUCGAGAACCCAGAAUUGGCCGCUGAGUGGCUACUGAAAACAUGGGGAAGCCCUACGCCAGGCAAAUAUGCACCCUUGUCCGAUUAUUUCCUCAACCACCCGGCCCAUGCUGAGAGGAGCAAGAAACUACAGGCAGCUUUGGAGAAGCUGGGUCGCAAACCAGCAAAGAAGUAAAUAUAGGCACACCGCUAGUCACAAUGACACAAUAUAUAGAUCACAACCUCUUGUUCGACUGCUUGGAGGAUAGGAGCUAGUUAGUUAUUUGGAGGUGGAGAACCGAUUUCGUUCUUAUCGUGUUCUUCGUCUGUUUUUCCUCACGUCGCUUCCGAGGGCUCUUCUAGCGUCUACUAGGUUGCGGACCGCAAGUGAAUUCGUUAUCACUAGUCAACAAUAUUGGAUGAUCUAGGGACCAGCCAGGAGGAAUGAUUGGUGAUUGAGAUAUAAUUAUUAGGAAUUAGAAGACGUUGGUGGGAUCGGAAGCAGUACGAAGUCUUAG